Molecule: messenger RNA, 1185 nt
Organism: Saccostrea echinata
Lineage: Eukaryota; Metazoa; Mollusca; Bivalvia; Ostreida; Ostreidae
Exons: 5
Coding region: 537-938 (133 amino acids)
Source: RefSeq, a predicted model, not a curated record
AUUGUUGAUAAAUUAAACCUGUAGCUGUUUGUGAAACACCCUGUAGAGAGAAUCGCAACACCAUCUUAAUUACCGAUUAUUCUGUUACUAAUCUAUCAGGAACACAGACCUUAACCUAGCAAAAGCUCAAUCAAUCAGACCUACUCAAAAGUCUACAAGUUCAUAGAGACUGUAAGUCAGUGAGAGACAAUUGUUAUUGGUUUUAAAAGGAGAGGAAGAGCAACACGUCAUUUUGUCUGCAUCUUCUGGAUGCUUGUUUAAAGGAAACCUUGGAUCCUGUCUUCGAGCUGACAGAGAAUAAACGCAUUAAGAGGUCUGAUGGGAACUAGUUCAUUGUGUUAACUUGGCGCGUGUAAUUUAAUCAGGAUUGACAACGCGUGUCAAGUGGGCGAAUUCAAAUUGAGCAGAAAAUAAAAGACAGAAAAUAAAUAGAAGCUCUCAUUUGAAGACUUAAUUUCAGGAGUGUUUUAUGUUUUGAACAAGUCCAACUUGACAGGGAAAAUUUUAUUUAACAGACUAAGAUCGGUCUUCAGAGCAUGCAAGUGGCAACAGUUGAGAACAUUAUUCUAGCGAUUGUUUUAUUCACCAUGACGGGGGCAGCUCAACGACGGCCAAGACGACGAUUUUGCGAAGUAUAUCCAUUUGCACGCCGAUGUUUGGGAGUAGCUGCUAAAAGAGACGUUAGUGCUAACAUGAAUACAGAAAAAAGUCGGGAACUAAAAUUGUUGGAACUUAAAGAUCUGCUUGAAAGAGAAAGAUUUACAGAAAAAACAGACUCACGACGAAGCAUGGAGUCUCCGGAAAACGAUGUCCUAAUAAAGGCCCUAAGCAGGAUACUCAAUAAUAAACGAACAUCAGGAUCAAAAUAUCAGGACAAAGUAUUUCUUCAGUUUGAUGGAUUUUCACAAUCUAACGACGAUUAUCCUGUUGAAUUUUGACAUUCUUGCUGAUUAUUGAUGUUUAUAACAACUUACAUUUACACUUCUUCUGUAUAGAUACAAAAUGUGGCAUAUCUUUGGCAGAAAUUUACUUCAAUAGCACUGGACAGUAUAGAAAAAAAUCUGAAAUGAUAUAGGAAUAAAAGUACGGAAUUAAAAUUGGUUUUUAAAUGAUUAUAAUUAUUUGAUGUUUUGAUCAUGGAAUAUUGGAAAGAGUAAUUGAGAAUAACUUUGUAUAGACAUACAA